Messenger RNA from Penicillium macrosclerotiorum, 699 nucleotides. RefSeq lists its product as uncharacterized. The transcript has a single exon. Gene Ontology annotation, cellular component: cytoplasm; nucleus. The record is from RefSeq and is a predicted model, not a curated record. NCBI's taxonomy places the organism in Eukaryota, Fungi, Ascomycota, Eurotiomycetes, Eurotiales, Aspergillaceae. Gene Ontology annotation, molecular function: ribonucleoside-diphosphate reductase inhibitor activity. The coding region runs from base 1 to 699 and encodes 232 amino acids.
AUGUCUGUCGACACUACUCUCUCUAAGCGCCGACGAUUCCAAACCCCGAUCACAAACUUCUUCCCCUCAGUACCCUCACAUCCACAAUCUUCGGGUAGCUGCGCCGUGACGAACGACCAUUACUCUGCAAGAACAUUCUCUGCGACCCCGGUGGUUCCAGCAAAGAUUCAAGCCAAUCUCCUCUCAGUCGGCAUGAGAGUCCGCAAGUCUGUUGGAGAUGGGUACAAGACUCAGUUAGCGAUGAAGGUCGACAAGCCCCCCAUUACAGCUGAGGCAUAUGUUGCCCAGUCACAUUCUGGAAACACCCGCCCUGCCGAACUUGCGCCUUUUUCGGGCCUUGUCAAAUCCUCAUACGACUCACAACCCACAUCCGAUCAUGUCAUCACCGACGACGGCGAUGCCUUUUCUCUUCCUCCGAGCAGCCAAGAAUCAACAGUUUCUUCUGUGUCCCACGCUAGUGCUAUGAACACACAGAAACGACAGUUCGACACUGAAGACGAUUCUGAUGACGAGGCCUGGACAGAUGCACCUGUUGGUCGAACCAUCAUCUCCCCAAAACUCGGUCUUCAGAGACGCCACAUUCUUGCUCAGCGUGCGAGCAGCCGAUCCACUAUGGAUCUGGAUGAUUUUGGAGAAGCCCCAUUCCUCUGUCGACGUGAAGAAGUCGACGCAGAUUACGCCCCAAUGGACUGUGCGUGA